This is a messenger RNA of Euleptes europaea (tarantolino), 1311 nucleotides long. It is a transcript of the gene CFL1, whose product is annotated as cofilin 1. Gene Ontology annotation, molecular function: actin filament binding. NCBI's taxonomy places the organism in Eukaryota, Metazoa, Chordata, Lepidosauria, Squamata, Sphaerodactylidae. The record is from RefSeq and is a predicted model, not a curated record. Gene Ontology annotation, cellular component: actin cortical patch; cytoplasm; actin cytoskeleton. Gene Ontology annotation, biological process: actin filament fragmentation; cell motility; actin filament severing. Bases 67 to 567 code for a protein of 166 amino acids. The transcript has 4 exons.
AGCAGCUCCAGAAGGACCUCCGCCGCCUGUCCGCCCUUCCUCCUUCCCUCCCUCGCCCGCAGCACCAUGGCAUCUGGCGUAGCUGUUUCUGAUGGAGUCAUCAAGGUCUUCAAUGACAUGAAGGUGCGUAAGGCUUCCACCCCAGAAGAGGUCAAAAAGCGCAAGAAGGCGGUGCUCUUCUGCCUGAGUGAAGACAUGAAGACCAUCAUCCUGGAAGAGGGAAAGGAGAUUCUGGUGGGGGAUGUCGGGGACACCAUUGACGACCCGUACCUGCACUUUGUCAAGAUGCUGCCUGAACGUGACUGUCGCUAUGCCCUCUAUGAUGCCACCUAUGAGACCAAGGAGAGCAAAAAGGAAGACCUCGUCUUCAUCUUCUGGGCGCCUGAGUGUGCCCCCCUCAAGAGCAAGAUGAUUUAUGCCAGUUCUAAGGACGGCAUGAAGAAGAAACUUACAGGGAUCAAGCACGAGGUGCAAGCAAACAGCUACGAAGAAGUGAAGGACCGCUGCACCCUGGCGGAGAAAUUGGGCGGCAGUGCCGUCAUCAGCUUGGAGGGCAAGCCCUUGUGAGCCCCCUCCCCCCCAUUGUGCCAGUGUCUCCGGAGCUUCCAUGUUAACGGCCCUGUGCUACCUUUUUUGGGGUUGGUGGGCGGGAUGUGGGGUGGGCUCCUCCUCUUUAGUUAUGUUCCAGUUCUCUUGCCUUUUCAUCUUCACCCGUCUGGUGCUCCCCUCCUGUAAAAGCAGCUGCCCCCCAACCUUGCAGCUGCUGUUGAAACUUGCCAAACCAUCUACGACUCUUCUCUCACUCCUCCUCCACUCCCUUCUGGGCCCAGUCUUGAAGGCGACAUUCCUCUGGGCCCCAGUCCUUGGCUGUGCCUCCUUUGCCCCCCCUGUGGGACCACCUGCUUUCUCCAUUCCAGCCAUGGGACCACUCCAAGCAGGACUCUGCUCCUGGCCAAGGCUUCAAGGGGGCAGAGGGCAUCUGAAGGCCAGGGGGUCUGCGGGCCCCUCCUCAUUCCAAAAACCAGUCCAUCUUGCCUGGUGUGUAAAUUUUUUUUUAUUGGUUUCUCUGUAUGUUUGGAAAAUCAUGUGAGAUGGCAGCUGCGUUCCUUCCCUCCCCCCCUCGACCAACACCCCCCCCCUUAUCUGCCAUAGUGGCUUUGUGCUUGUCUGUAGUACUGUGUAUAAAUGAGAUAUUGUGAAGGAAAUUUGCACCCAUCUCAAUGUUGGAGGUGGAAUUGCCCCACCCGGUGGAACUUAACAAAAUAUGGAAGCAGCACCAACAAAUGAUCUUCAAUAAAAAAAUUAAUGCUA